Messenger RNA from Armigeres subalbatus, 758 nucleotides. RefSeq lists its product as uncharacterized. The transcript is spliced from 2 exons. The record is from RefSeq and is a predicted model, not a curated record. Bases 152 to 646 code for a protein of 164 amino acids. NCBI's taxonomy places the organism in Eukaryota, Metazoa, Arthropoda, Insecta, Diptera, Culicidae.
CGGAUCUGUUGAAAGACAGAAUCAAAGUAUAAUCAAAGCAUUGGCGGCGGCUAAACUCGAGGGCAGAAACUGGCGUCUAUCGUUACAAGAUUACGUGCAUAGACACAAUACACUAAUUCCACAUUCAAGGCUAGGAGUGACCCCAUUUGAAAUGAUGGUGGGUUGGAAACAUCGCGGAACAUUUCCGAGUUUAUGGUUCAACCCGGAACAGAAAAUCGAUCGCGAGGAGCUAGCAGAAAAAGAUGCAGAAACUAAACUUGCAAGUAAGGUUUACGCCGAUUCACGCCGAGGAGCCAAAGAAUCCAACGUUGGAGUUGGUGACAUCGUCCUUCUUGCACAACCGAAAAAAAGCAAAUUGGAUCCAACAUUCUCAUCCGAGCGAUUCACUGUCAUUGCUCGAGAGGGAGCUAAAGUGGUCGUGAUGAGCAAAUCCGGUUUACAGUACGGCCGCAACGUACGAGAAGUAAAAAAAGCUCCAGAAUCAAUCCAACCGGAUGACACGUCGGAUGAGGAUAUUCAGGACGAGGAUAAAGCCUCACAUGAUCCGCAACAAGCGCCACCCACUUCAAGAAAUUUGCGUCAUACAUCGACAAUUAAACGUCCGAAACGGUACGAUGAUCACUACGUGUACCGUGUUUUCUUCUAAAAUUUCCUACAAAGAUAUGAAAAGAUAUAUUUGGUUAAUUUUAUCAUAAAUAAUGUUUGAAUUCUGAAAUAAAGCUAACUGAAAAUUGAAUGGUUAUCAAGAGACAGUUUUC